This is a messenger RNA of Tigriopus californicus, 760 nucleotides long. RefSeq lists its product as uncharacterized. Gene Ontology annotation, biological process: nuclear-transcribed mRNA poly(A) tail shortening. Gene Ontology annotation, cellular component: PAN complex; P-body. The transcript has 3 exons. Lineage: Eukaryota; Metazoa; Arthropoda; Copepoda; Harpacticoida; Harpacticidae. The record is from RefSeq and is a predicted model, not a curated record. Gene Ontology annotation, molecular function: nucleic acid binding. The coding region runs from base 1 to 756 and encodes 251 amino acids.
AUGAAGAUGAAGGUUCGUUUGAAAUUUGUCACAACAAGCGUCAGUGUGCCCUUCCAUCCACAACCUUCCCCGUCCAUUGGCUUGGACAUCUUCCAACCAUCCCAAGGUCAUGAGGGACCUCUGAGCUUCUGUCCCUUGGACGACAACGAAGUCCCUAGAGCUGGUGAUCUGGUGGCCUUGGAUGCGGAAUUCGUCACUCUGACGCCAGAGGAGAAGUCUUCUGGAAGGAAUGGGCGACUGAUCACGGUCAAGGCUGCCGUGAGACUCGUGGGUAGAGUUACUUGCGUCCGGGGCUGGGGUCCGCGUCGUGGAGUGCCAUUCAUUGACGACCACAUUUCCUGUGAGGAGGAAAUAUCGGACUACGUGAGCAAGUACUCGGGGAUAUUUCCCGGGGAUCUGGACCCCACCCAGAGCUCCCACCACGUCUUUGAAGAGGACCUACAAGAAGGUGCGCCAUCUGGUGGACGUUGGCUGCAUCUUUGUGGGACAUGGGCUCAAAAACGAUUUCGACAUGCUCGGGAUCGUUGUGCCCUCGGAUCAAGUGGUGGACACGGUGCACCUGUUCCAUCUGCCCCAUUGGAGGUUGUUGUCCCUCAAGUUCCUGGCGUGGUACUUUUUGGACAAGCACAUCCAAAAAGAGUGCCACAAUUCCAACGAAGAUGCGGGUGCUGCGUUGGAAUUGUACCAGAUCUAUUUGGAUCUGGAGGCCCAAGGAACGGUGAAGGCCACUCUAGCCAAAGUCUUAGAUCAGGCUAGGUUG